AUGAUGAAUGUUGCUGGAAUACCUGGAAUUGCUGCAAAUUUGCUUUUAAUUUUUGUGACAAUUCAAAACAAUAAAUUGAGAGGGGCAGCUAAUUAUUUAUUGGCUUUAACUGCUUUCUUUGAAAUUCUCCAUCAAUCAUCGCAUUUCUUAUUUUUGGUCAUAACAGUUAGUGGCAUCAAUUUCAUAAAUUAUUCCACAGCUUUACAAUUCCAAUUACAUUCAAUUUUUGGGGUAACAGCAGCACAGACAUCUAUGGCUUCAACAGCCGCUGACAGACUUUUAUCUGUUCUGUUCCCAUUAAAAUAUAAUAAAAUAAAUAUUCGUCUUUACCUCUCAAUCCACACAAUUUUGGCUUUUUCUAGUGGAAUUUGGAUGUCAAUAAAUGCUAUUAACUUAUCUAAUAAAUACCCAACACUUCCCGUUACUGGAUAUAUUUCUGAUUUGUUAGUUCUAGAUAUGGAAAUAAUGUUCCAAUUUAUUAUGCUUCUAUGCGGAAUUAAUGCUCUAUUAUAUUUAUUUGUUUGGAUUGUUGUACGUUGGUUUCAUUCAGCAAACAAUGAUGGAGGUCUUUCAUCAGAUACUCAAUCACGUCUUCUUAAAUCCCUUAUUUUAAUUGUCUCUAUCGUUAUUGGUGGUUAUGUAAUUAAUAGUAUUUGUCGAAUGAUUAUUAAUCAUUUCUUCAAUUUAAAUGAUAUACAAAUUUGGUCAGUUAAUGUGUUUGGAGGAAUUCUUUUAAAUAUUGGGGCUUCUGCAGAGACCCCCACACUUUAUAUUUUUAGUUCAUUAUAUCGAGAAGCUAUCAACAAACAAUUAAAAUUAAUUUUUUGCAAAAAGAAGCAGCAGAAAAAUGUAAUUUCAGUCGUUCCCGGUCUAUUUAAUAAUAGUGGAGGGCUUGUUAGGGAUGAAGGAUUUAAUGGAAAAACAAAACAAUUGACAAGCAUAAAUAAAGCAAUUGUUUUAAAUAAAAAUAAUUCCAGCAUUUUUUUAAAUAAAUAA
This is a messenger RNA of Meloidogyne enterolobii, 996 nucleotides long. The record is from the annotation of a GenBank genome assembly. Lineage: Eukaryota; Metazoa; Nematoda; Chromadorea; Rhabditida; Meloidogynidae.